GUUGGUAACCGCGCCCGUCAGUUUUCCACACCGCAUUUCAUCCCCACUGCUGCAGGUUCGGGGGCUGUCCUCUCUGCUGGAUGCCGCACAGAGAAGGGAUUCGGUGAGGAAUCAAGGGGCAGCUCGACCCUGCUCCCGCACAGUACGUCAUGAAGCUGCAGAUCCGCGUCGACGAGGGCUCCGGCAGGAUCGUCGACGCGCGCAUCAAGACCUUCGGCUGCGGCUCCGCCAUCGCGUCCUCCUCUGUCGUAAGGAAUUGAAGGCAACUCGACCCGCACAGUUUCGUCGCCUCACGUUCCCCUCAUCCCCUUCAUCCCGCCCGGAUCCCCUAUCAUCUCCAGUGAUUCUCGGUGAGAUUCGAUGGAUUUGAACAUAGUUUUUGUGCGAAGAGAAGUGGCUCAGUGAGGAAUCAAAGGCAGCUGCCCUAGUUCUUAUCCACACUAAAUCGCAGGGUAUUUUGGCACAUUUCUACAGCAAGCCUUUUUGUUUCUGGGGCUGAGCGUGAGGUGGUGUGAUGCGGAUCUGGUUUGGAGGAUGGUAGUUAGCAGCUGGUGAUCUCAGCCAACAGAUGAAGACAAUGGGUAGUAGAAAGAGGGGCGCUGGUGGUGGUCGCACUAGCGGGACAGAUGGUGUAAGGAAUAGAGCAACGCCUGCUAGACUGUUUAAAUUGUACAAGGAAAUGUCAGAGGCUCAGCGGAAGCUUGUUAGUGAUGCUGGCUUUGGAGGCUUGCUUGAGAUAGGAAGUGGUCGAUUGCCAUCUGCCCUAAGUAAAUGGCUUGUGAAGAAUGUGGAUGGUGUAUCAGAAGAGCUUGUAAUUCCUGGAAGAGGAAAGAUUAAAGUAAAUGCAGCUGCUGUGAACAGGAUACUAGGGUUACCUAUGGGUGAAGAUGAGGUCAAAUAUGAAUUCAAUGGAAGUGCAAUUAGUUUCAUCAAUGAAAAGUGCAGCUUUGACAACGGAAGGUCUCCUGCAAUUACAACAAUAACAGAAAGGCUGUGUGCAAACAAGGAAGCAAAUGAUGACUACCUCCGGUGUUGGCUCAUGGUUGCUAUCUCAACUUUUCUGUGUGGGAGCACAGCAUUGUGCAUCAGCCCAAAGUGCUAUCCUUCUUUGGUUGAUCUAUCAAAAGUUAAGGAAUUGAAUUGGUGCAAAUUUGUAGUAGAUACUCUCAAAGGAUCCGUCGGAAAGAUGCAUAAAAAGGAUUCUGUUUUAGGCUGUCUGUAUUUCCUCUCUAUACUUUACCUGGACUCUUUGGAGGUAGGAAACAUACAAGUCCCUGAAAAACAGCCAAGAGUUGCAGCAUGGAACAUGAAACUUAUCAACAAGGUCAUAAAGAUGGAUACUAACACAAAUGGCACAUUCGGGAAACUCAAGCUCAAGAAACUAGCUGGUUCAGUCACUGAGACCUCUUUAUUUGGGGAUUUCCAAGACAUAGAUAAUUUUAUUUCACACAGGGCAUCUGCACCCAUGUCUUCAAAGAAGAAAAGGAAGUUGUCUGAAAUUGUCAAGAAAGCUUGUAUCGGUUUCACUGAAGUGAUAGGAACAUUUAUAAGUGAGGUGUCCACAAUUAGUGAUGAUUCUGAGGAGCAAGAGGAGACCAGAACAGCUAGACGGAGAAGAACUACCAAUCCUAAUCAAAAGAACACAAAUGAAGACAAAGGGGAUGAGGAGCCCAGAAGAUCAACACGGAAAAGAACUACCAAUACUCACAAGCAGGAUGUUGAUGAAGAUGAAGAGAUCGAGGAGGACGAGGAGGAUGAGGAGGAGGAGGAGGAGGAUUGGAAGGAGGACGAGGAUGAGGACGAGGACGAGGAAGAUGAGGAGGUGGACAAAGAAGUGGAGCUAGAGGAUGAGGAGGUGGCCAAAGAAAUGGAGCUAGAGGAUGAGGGUGUCUCUGGUGAGGAUGAUGCAACCAACAAAGUUGAUCCACCGGCUGGUGAUUCAAGGGAAACAGAACCAACACCACUAGAAGUUGUUCCUUCUCAAUCAAGAAGGGAAAGGCUGAGGCUCCCUCCUCCUGCUAGUGUUGUGGAAAAGAAUGAAAAAUCAAAAAAGCACACUAAAGUUGAUGCACCGGCUGGUGAUUCAAGGGAAUCAGAACCAACACCACUAGAAGUUGUUCCUUCUCAAUCAAGAAGGGAAAGGCUGAGGCUCCCUCCUUCUGCUAGUGUUGUGGAAAACAAAGAAAAAUCAGAAAAGCACUCUAAAUGGGAUUUUGAUCCCCCACCAAUGGACAUUAUGAGAUUCAUUGAUUUUCCCACACCCCGUGAACGUCCACCAUCAAAGCCAAGUGAAUGUAAUUCAGAAAGGAACGCAAGGAAAUAUGAUGAUGAUUAUUUUUGGGACAAUUUAAGUGAAGAACAAUUUAAAGAACUUGAUGCCCAAAUUGAAGAUAUAGAAAGGAAUAGGACAGAUAAGUUACUUUCUAGCAGUGCAGUUAAGCAAACUCCUGUACCUACAGAUAACCCAAUUGAACAUUCAGAAAGGAAGCCAACAAGAGUUGAAAAGACAACAUCAGCUACAACCUAUGGUCUACAAUCUGCUCCCAGCACUUCACACACACCUGCGUAUCAACCUCCGCCUAGGAGGCCAGCACGACCAGGGCGUGCUUUGCAGUCCCCAUAUAUUGAUUAUGCCAGAAACGGCUUGAAGUGCAGCAAGGUUGCAAGUCGUGCAUAUGAUGUGGUAUGCUCGGCCACUAGAAGGUCAACCAGGAGUUCGAGUCAAAGCUCAAGCCAAGGAGACGAGUUAUCCAGAUUACUAUGUGAGCUUGAAGCACCUUUCUGAAUCAGUUAAACCAGGUGGAAAAUUAUUCAACACAGUAGCUGAAAUUGCUAUAUAUGCAUUAAAAGACAGAAAGGCCAAGAUCCCUGUAAAACAAAUACUCCCACUAAGAAUAGCUUCUUUUCUACAAGAUGGGAUUCUGGAUAAUGGGGAGAUUAAUUGUGCUUUCCAAAGAAGCCUCCAUCACCUAGACCGUUCUCAAUUGGUCAUGUUUCCUGUAUUGCAAAAUAUUCGUUUCAAAAGGCUUGAUAGAACAGUGGGCCACUUCUUCCUUCUAGUCUUGAACCUAAGGGAAGAAAGGUUUGAAGUUCUCGAUUCUAUGAGGUCUCUCGCUGACAUUAACUUGAAGACAUGCUGCAACAAUUUGAUCACUGCAAUUAAGGAACUUUGGCGCAAACAUUACCCUAAUUCAAGGAAGAAUAUUGACAAGUACCAACUGAUUGAUAUUAAUGUUCCAUUGCAGUCAAACAAUCAUGACUGCGGGUUCCACAUGCUAAUGCACUGUGAACACUGGAAUGGUAUUAACAUGCCAGAGUUUAAGGAAAAAGAUAUGCCAACUAUUCGAAAGAUGCUCACAUACAAAUGGCUCCAACAUCCAGAAAACAAUAUUGCAUGGAGAUGUAAAAUGAAUAUUUGCUAG
Messenger RNA from Sorghum bicolor (sorghum), 3422 nucleotides. Its product is annotated as FK506-binding protein 5. NCBI's taxonomy places the organism in Eukaryota, Viridiplantae, Streptophyta, Magnoliopsida, Poales, Poaceae. The coding region runs from base 569 to 2785 and encodes 738 amino acids. The record is from RefSeq and is a predicted model, not a curated record. The transcript is spliced from 16 exons.